UAGGUACUAUCAAUGUUACAACAAACUUACAUUGGCCUACAUCUUGCCACAAGGUGUACUGGCGACAGUAUAUAAUCAAAUUAAAUUAAUUGAACCCUUUUAUCGCACGUGGCGAGCAUCGCCCACCUGGUUUUCGGUAGGAAGUGCGAGUAGAUCAUAUUGGAACCGUAUUUCGAUGCCGUCAAUCAACCGUCAAAGCUUCCACGAAAAAGAUGUCAUCAUCAGUGCAGCAGCAAUUAAUAGGUUUUCUGGUGUUUUUAUUUUGUGUUUGUCAGUCAAAUUCACACGAGGAUGACCUAUUCGAGUUUGAUCUGACACCGCUAGGCGAAGGUUUGUACGAACCAGCAAGUGGGAACCAUACUUCGAAACGACUUGAACAGUCCAUUGUUCCGGAAUAUGACGACUCCAAUCCAGAAGAAGCAGGAAACUACGUAGAAGGCGACAUCUAUCAACCGUAUGUUGCCAAAAACGCCAUUAAAUUUAAAAGUAAAAAGUGGAAAAAAGCCGUUAUUCCUUAUGAAAUAAGUGAUGAGUUUAGUUCAAGUGAAGUGAAGAAAAUCCGCAGCGCAUUUCAAAUCUUCAGCCAGAAAACAUGCGUUCGAUUUGUCCCCCGAGUAAGGCAACAGGACUACAUAUCAAUCGAAAGCUCACGCAACGGAUGCUGGUCGACCGUUGGUCGGGCUGGAGGAAAGCAAAUUCUUAACUUACAGAAAAAUGCUUGCAUUCGUCGAACGGGGACCAUUCUGCAUGAACUUAUGCACGUUUUAGGAUUCUUCCACGAGCAUACUCGUCACGACCGGGACCGAUACGUGAGUGUCAAAGUCCAAAACAUAAAACCGGAUUCAAUGGGGAACUUUAGGAAGGAACGACAGGAGCGUACUACAACCCAUGGAAUACUGUACGAUCUCGGCAGUGUUAUGCAUUAUUCUCCAACGGCCUUCAGCUGGAAUGGAUCUCCAACCCUUGAACCCAAGGUCAAGUUUGCUGGAAAAAUUGGACAACGGAACGGCUUUUCCAAUAAGGAUGUACAAAGCAUCAAUUCAUUGUAUUGUUGAAAUGAUUUUCAAAUACAUAAAUGUGCUAUAAAAAUUAUAUAAAAUCCAG
Malaya genurostris is the source of this 1104-nucleotide messenger RNA. RefSeq names its product hatching enzyme 1.2-like. Gene Ontology annotation, molecular function: zinc ion binding; metalloendopeptidase activity. Gene Ontology annotation, biological process: proteolysis. Bases 213 to 1055 code for a protein of 280 amino acids. The record is from RefSeq and is a predicted model, not a curated record. The transcript is spliced from 3 exons. Lineage: Eukaryota; Metazoa; Arthropoda; Insecta; Diptera; Culicidae.